GGCCAUAAGAAAAUAUCAACCAAUGGAGUACCUUUUUUUUGUGCUCCUAAUUUCUUUUACUUGGGCAUGUCUACACGUGCCCAUCGCAUCCAUUCUACUUCGCCGGAAGUCCGGUUGCACCGUCCUCCCACCUGGCCCUCGCCAAUUGCCGAUCAUUGGAAACAUAUUAGCCCUCGGUGACAAGCCCCACCGAACACUUGCUAACCUCUCACAAACUUAUGGACCUUUACUGACCCUCAAGCUUGGUAGGAUAACCACAAUAGUCAUCUCCUCUCCGAAUAUUGCCAAAGAAGCAUUACAGAAACAUGACCAAGCCUUGUCCAGCAGAACAGUCCCAGAUGCUCUUCGCGUACACCACAAAAAUUCAAUGAUAUGGUUGCCUGCGUCGACUCAUUGGAAAUUUCUCAGAAAACUCACUGCCACACAAAUGUUCACUUCGCAAAGGCUUGAUGCCAGCCGAGCCCUCCGUGGAAAAAAGGUUCAAGAAUUGCUAGAAUAUGUUCAUGAAAACUGUAACAAUGGACAUGCUGUCGACGUUGGUAGAUCUGUUUUCACAACUGUCCUUAAUUUAAUUUCAAACACCUUCUUCUCUCUUGAUGUAACCAAUUACAAUUCUGAUUUGUCUCAAGAGUUCAGCGAUCUUGUGGUGGGUGUCAUGGAACAAAUUGGCAAGCCAAAUAUUGCCGACUAUUUCCCAAUACUUCGAUUAGUAGAUCCACAAGGUAUAAGACGAAAGACGAAUAAUUAUUUGAAAAGAUUAACUCAAAUUUUUGAUAGCAUCAUCAAUGAGAGGACACGACUACGUUCUUCUUCGGUUGCAUCCAAGGCAAGCCAUGAUGUACUCGAUGCCCUGCUGAUUCUAGCCAAAGAAAACAAUACUGAAUUGAGCUCCACUGACAUACAGGUUUUGCUUCUGGAUUUUUUCAAUGCGGGCACUGACACUACCUCAAGCACAGUGGAGUGGGCAAUGACAGAGUUAUUACUGAACCCUGAUAAAAUGGUCAAAGCCAAAAAUGAGCUCCAAGAAAUCGAAGGACCAGUUCAAGAAUCAGACAUCUCCAAGUGUCCUUACCUUCAAGCAAUAGUCAAAGAGACAUUUCGGCUGCACCCACCAGCACCACUCCUGCUGCCCCGGAGAGCCGUAUCCGAAGUAGAGAUGCAAGGCUUCACAGUGCCCAAAAAUGCACAAAUACUAAUCAAUAUUUGGGCAAUAGGAAGAGAUCCAGCCAUAUGGCCAGAUCCUAAUUCGUUCAAGCCUGAAAGGUUCUUAGAAUGCCAAGCCGACGUGAAAGGAAGAGAUUUUGAGCUAAUUCCAUUUGGAGCAGGAAGAAGGAUUUGCCCUGGAUUGCCUCUGGCCCACAAGAUGGUGCAUUUGACGUUGGCAUCUCUCAUCCACUCUUUUGAUUGGAAGAUUGCUGAUGACUUGACACCAGAGGAUAUAAACACGAGUGAAACGUUUGGGCUUACAUUACAUAAGAGUGAGCCUCUCCGGGCUAUACCCAUGAAAACGUGAACUUAUUUCUCUAAAAUGUUACCAUGGCCUCUGGGACGAGGUAUGAGAUAUUAUUACGUUCUAUUCCCAUUGCUGGAUUUGGACAGGGUACGCCUUGUAACUAACCGGGAGAACUGUUUCCCGAAAUUAGAAAUAUAAAAUAAAAAACAGAGCUGUCCAAAUUUUAGAUUUAAUGUAGAUUGGUGGUUUUAGAUGUCGAUUGUAUUGGUUGUAGUAAAGGCUCUAUUUGUGGGUUAAGCGUUGUUAAUUGGA
Populus nigra (black poplar) is the source of this 1765-nucleotide messenger RNA. RefSeq names its product cytochrome P450 76T24-like. Gene Ontology annotation, molecular function: heme binding; oxidoreductase activity, acting on paired donors, with incorporation or reduction of molecular oxygen; monooxygenase activity. The record is from RefSeq and is a predicted model, not a curated record. The coding region runs from base 23 to 1513 and encodes 496 amino acids. NCBI's taxonomy places the organism in Eukaryota, Viridiplantae, Streptophyta, Magnoliopsida, Malpighiales, Salicaceae. The transcript has 2 exons.